UUAAUCCAUCUAUUACACUUUCAACAACAACAAACACUCUCAAAUUUCUAAUAAUUAACACCUUCUACCAAAACCUAAAAAUCUAUAUAUCGAAAACCCCCCAAAAAAAAAAAAUUACCACAUUCCUUUCCUUCCUAAGCAAAGCUCGAAACAACAAAAUUUCUCCAUUCUCUCUAUCCGAUUCGUUCAGUUGCUUGUUCUUUCCUUCUGCCCCAUUGCGGUGCUUUGUUGCAGUUCCUUUUUGAAAACAAGUUACAAAUUUAUUAACAGAGAGAAAUGUUGGUGUUUGAAGCAAGAUCAAUUCGAAAACUGAAAGCUUUUACUCGAACUUGUAUAUCUAGUAGAUACCCUACCCUUUUUUAUUCUUGUUACUCAGAUACUCCUCACAUCAAGUCAAAGCUUGCUCCUUUGCAGGAGAGAAGAAUGAUAGACAAGGUUAAGAUAUUUGCAAAAGCAGGAGAUGGUGGUCAUGGUUGCACCAGCUUUCGCCGCACUCGACGUGAUUCCCGCGGCAUACCUGAUGGUGGCGGUGGUGGGAGAGGUGGCGAUGUAAUUCUGGAAUGUUCUCCUAGAGUUUGGGACUUUAGUGGUCUGCAGCGUCAUCUAAUAGCAGAGAAAGGAGGGCAUGGGUCAUCAAAAAAUAAGAUAGGAACCAGGGGUGCUGAUAAGGUUGUUCGUGUACCGAUUGGCACUGUACUUCACCUUGUUAGUGGUGAUAUUCCUUCUACUAUACCCAAAACUCAAUCCUCAACUGAUGUAGACCCUUGGGAUGUUCCUGGUGCACUUGUUGAUGAUCAUUCUGUCAGUCACGAUGGCGAUGGUUCUAUAUCUAAUGUUACAAUGCAGGAAAAAGUCAAACCUAUACGUCCUACUAGCAGCUCUUCAUCCCAAGAUACUGAACCAAAUGUUGAGAAAUCUGUAAAAUCUACUCAUAUUGCAUCAACAGAUGUAUUAUCUCAUCUUUUGUCUUCUGAUGGAAUUCCCAAAUUUGGUACAGAUGAUAUAGGAGAGAAACAAGAGAUACUACACAAUGUUGCUGAAUUAACAGAAGAAGGUCAACAGAUUACUGUUGCUUGUGGAGGAGAGGGUGGUCUUGGCAAUGUGUCUAUUUCCAGAGAUUCAAGGAAGCCUACGACUACAAAGGCAGGGGUAUCAUGUCAGCAGAUAACCAAUCUUCCGGACACUGAUAGUGUUAAUCCUUCCUUAAGUGCCGGUUUACCUGGUUCUGAGACCGUUCUUAUAUUAGAACUCAAGUGCAUUGCUGAUGUAAGCUUUGUGGGAAUGCCUAAUGCUGGUAAAAGCACUUUACUUGGAGCUAUAUCAAGAGCUAAGCCUGCUGUUGGUCACUAUGCCUUCACUACUCUCAGGCCAAAUUUAGGGAAUAUGAACUAUGAUGAUAUGUCGAUAACAGUGGCUGAUAUUCCUGGACUUAUAAAAGGGGCACACCAAAAUCGUGGACUUGGUCAUGCAUUUCUGCGUCACAUAGAACGCACAAAGGUUCUGGCUUUUGUGGUAGACUUGGCUGCUGCCUUACCGGGAAGAAAGGGAAUUUCACCGUGGGAACAACUGAAAGACUUGAUUCUAGAGCUUGAGUACCAUCUUGAUGGUUUAUCCAAUCGACCGUCAUUGAUAGUUGCAAAUAAGAUUGAUGAGGAAGGUGCAGAGGAAGUGUAUGAAGAGUUAAAGAGAAGGGUUCAGGGUGUUCCUAUUUUUCAGGUGAGUGCUGUUUUGGAGGAAGGGAUACCAGAGCUUAAAGCUGGCCUCAGAAUGCUUGUCAAUGGUGAAAUGUCAUGCACACUUUGCUUAGAUCAAAUUUUGCUUGAUUAGAUUUAGAUUCACUAACCCUCUUGUAAGUAUGAGCCAAGAUAGAAUGGAAAUUCUUCUUUGCAUGAUAUCUUGGAGUAGUUUUAAGUCUUUCAAAUUUGUUCUCUUCCCCUGUACUGUACAUGGAGUUGAGUGUUUUAUUACUUGGUUCCAAACCAAAAUGAAUUCCCAAAAGCAAUGGUCAUAACUAAAUCAAUCAUUUGGUA
Messenger RNA from Cicer arietinum (chickpea), 2030 nucleotides. Its product is annotated as probable GTP-binding protein OBGM, mitochondrial. Gene Ontology annotation, cellular component: mitochondrion. NCBI's taxonomy places the organism in Eukaryota, Viridiplantae, Streptophyta, Magnoliopsida, Fabales, Fabaceae. The record is from RefSeq and is a predicted model, not a curated record. Gene Ontology annotation, molecular function: magnesium ion binding; GTP binding; GTPase activity.